Messenger RNA from Bradysia coprophila, 956 nucleotides. Its product is annotated as luciferin 4-monooxygenase-like. Lineage: Eukaryota; Metazoa; Arthropoda; Insecta; Diptera; Sciaridae. The record is from RefSeq and is a predicted model, not a curated record. Gene Ontology annotation, molecular function: CoA-ligase activity.
AGCAAAUGCAAAACUUUAUUUGCUCAAAAUUUGAAUAUUUUUUCGCAUCUGCAUUUGGAUAUAAAACGACAGUCAUUUCUCAUACGAAUUAUUCGGCUAGCUGUUCUGGUGGUGGUCACAGUCACAGAAAGUAUUCCAAUCUUCAAGUUAACAAUGAAAUUAUUAAUUGGUGUAGUUGUGGCAUUGCUUUGCAUACAAACAAUUCAAGCUUCUUUCUUCCGCCUCGAAAGCCAAUGCCAAAGAGACCUCAGAGUUCGCAAAACGGGUGUGAGUAGAUGGUUCCGUCAAACAUUCAAACCAGACCACGAUAUUGCCCACAGUCAUCUAACUAUCAUCAAGGAGGUUUGCGAUCAGCUAACGAAAGCCCUUGAAGCAUAUUCAGCCACUACGCCUACGGCAGCUGAGAUUGCAGAAUUUUUCAUAGCUUUCUUCCAAUUGCAUUUGAAAGCUGUAAACGCUAUCACCCAACUACGGUACUUCUGUGACGUACUACUUAAUCUAUCCGAUGAAUACAAAUGCAGUCGGCAACUAGCAUGCGACAAGAGUUUGACUUUGUCAGGAUGUGAGGCCCAAACAAAUAUAGAAAUUUGUGACCAAUUGGCAUUCCACGAUGGACUAACCCUUUUGGCCGCACAGACCAAAACACUAUUGGAUGAACUUUUAGAGUCAUGUGAUGAUUUAUACGAACAGGCAAGAUCCACCGAUUGUCAAAACAGAGCGAACGGUAACGAAUGUGGUGCUGGUCAGAGCGGUAGUGUGGAUGUAGUGAGCAAUUUCGAAACCAUUUUCCUUCCUUCGUUCAUUGCUCGGCAUGAUAUUGCUCACGAAGAACUAAAUGGCAUUGAUGAUAUAUGCAAACUUUUGUCCAAAGCAAUCGACGAAUGGAUUAACAGAAAAUAAUUGAUAUUUUUUGUGUGAUGUUAACCAACUUAAAAAUAAAAUGGCAGCGAAAUUAA